Messenger RNA from Parnassius apollo (apollo), 816 nucleotides. The record is from the annotation of a GenBank genome assembly. Lineage: Eukaryota; Metazoa; Arthropoda; Insecta; Lepidoptera; Papilionidae.
AUGCCAGCAGUUGUGGAUGAUUCAAACGAUGAUGGAACAGUCGCCCAGAAACUGGAACUAGAGCAAAUGAGGAGUACAUUGGAAGAAGCGAUUGUGAAAAGGCGCAGUACGCCUCUCGAAAAUCAACCGCGACUUCCCCGCAUAGCCCAAAGCAAGCGGAAUCGGGCUAUCUUGAGGGAUCUGAACCCAAUACUGGUGACCUAUUUGGAAGCAAGCCGGGACCUUUGCGAGACGGACUUAAUUAUUUUUGGCGCCGCACUGGCGGUCUGCCGUAUUAUAGGCGCCAAACUUUCCACGGCUGGACGCGCUACUGGACAAAGUAGUGCUAUCCAAGCCUGCAGAAUAAGAAUUGAAGAACGUAUCACAAAGGCUAGGGCCCUCAUAGGCAGACUGAUAUGCUUCAGGUCAGGCAAUAGCAGGCCAAGGAUUGUGCGCACCGUCAGGAUGGCGUUUGCUGGGACAAAUGUUAGUUUGUCCCGGCCGGAUAUAAUGCAAAAACUGACGGAGCUCAUAGACGACCUGAAGCAGAGAAUCGCUGCUUGGGGAAAGCGGAUUCGGAGGUAUACCGAGAGGUCGACACGGUUCCACCAGAAUUGUCUCUUCCAGAGUGAUCAGAAGAGGCUGUAUAAAUCAUUGGAACAACCAGUGGUAAGUGGAACGGGCACAGCACAGAAUCAGACCGACACUAUCGCAUUCUGGCGCAGCCUGUGGUCAGAGCCAGAAUGUAAACCACAGCGAGGGCCCUUGGACGGAAGUUGUGGCGCAUCAGUGUGCCGGUAUUACGCCCAUGGACCCCGUCAUCAUAGCGCCGGAUGA